AUCUCGUCUUCUACCUCUGAUCUCCCAUCUCCUGCUUGCUCCUCUCACCUAGUCUAUCUCUCAAAUUCGUGCGUCCUUCUAGUCUAGGUCGUCACAAAUUGGUAUCCAGAGCCAGUAAUCCUGCGGAAUUUUUUCUUCCGGCUCGUGGCGCUCGUAUUCUCUCGGCGUUGAUCUGUAAAUCCGGGCGAAAGGUGGGAAUCACUUCGGUGGAUCCCGCAAAAUCCUUAGUUCGGUCGAUCCGCUUGGAGUGAGACGCGACGGCGCCGGCAAAGGUCAACGCGGCGCAGGCGCAGCAGGUCCUCAUGGCCCUAGAGACAAGCGGCGCGGAGAUGAAGGUGAUGUUGGAGCAGAUCAUGAGGCGCUUGGACGAUGGCGUGGAGGUCAGCAACAAACGCCACGACGAGCAAAUCGCGUUCAACGCGCAGGUGGCUCGGGAUCUUCAGGCCUGCCGCAAGCAGAUCGAUCUCACCCAGGCCGACGUGGACGAGGUGCGUCAAGCCGCGGCCACCAUGACCUCGCCAACGGCGGCGCGUUCGCAGGUGGGGGACCAGCAUGCUGCAGCAGCGGCGUUUGUGGCUUCGGGGAUGGGCGUCCCUGGGUACCCACGUCUCGCCAACGAUGGAGCUCCCCUCAUCCCUGCUGCACCUGACGUCCAGCUCCACCACCCACAACCUGCUCGACAAAUUCGCGUACCCGCUCAGUUCGAGGACCGCGACACCUUCGUCAAGCCGCCGAAGCAUGAUUUUCCCCGUUUUGAUGGUGAGCUUCCGAACUUGUGGCUCGAUCGCUGUUCCUCCUAUUUCGAACUCUACAGGACACCCGUGCAAAAUUGGGUGACCACGGCAUCCUUGUACUUGGAUGGCCGUGCAGCGUUGUGGUGGCAGGCAGUUCGUCAGUUGCACAGGCCCAACACUUGGGAUGCGUUUGGUAAAGCAUUGCAGGAAGAAUUUGGCCCAGAUGAGUUUGAAGUCCAGAUGCAUCAGCUAUUACAGUUACGUCAAUUGGGCACAGUGGUAGAGUACCGAUUGCAGUUUGAGAAGCUAAUGUACCAUUUGCUUGCACUAGAUCCUUCUCUGAGCACAAAAUUUUUUGUCACCCAAUUUCUUCUGGGACUGAAGCCGGAGCUCCGUGCCUUUGUUCGAGCUCAGUCUCCGACCAGCAUCACUCGCGCCACGAUGUUGGCGCGCAUACAGGAGGAGGAGUUAGAAGCGGUGCGUCCUCGACAUCGUCCUGUACCAGCCGGGAGACCACCACCGGCGCCCGUGCUUCCACGUGCGCCAAAUGUUCCUCGUGCUUCGGAUGAUUUUGCCAGAGAGAGACAACUGCGGGAAUAUCGCCGUGCAAAUAAUCUCUGUUUCAAGUGUGGUGACAAGUAUUCCAGAGAACACCAGUGCAAACCGGUGGCCCAAUUGUUGACAAUACAGUUAGGCGAUUAUGGCGAGAUACUGUCAGAUGAUGCAGUUAGAGCACUGGAGUUACUUGAUGAACCAGUUUCUCAAGCAGAUUGCUAUAUGAUAUCAACACAUGCCUUGACAGGCACUGAAGCUCCUGCGGCUCUUCGGUUGCCGGUUACUGUUGGUAAUCAAGUGAUGAUCUUAUUAGUAGACUCGGGCAGCUCUCAUAGUUUCAUUAACAGAAAUUUUGUGGACAACAUUGGUCUUCAACAAGUCUCUAUUCCUGCCAUUCCGGUGAAACUUGCUAAUGGUCACUUAAUCCAGUGUAAUCACAUGGUUCAACAACUGGAAUGGAAGUGUCAGGGCAACACCUUCCAGACUGACCUCAGAGUGCUGGACUUGGGAGCUUAUGAUGGUGUGUUAGGCAAGGACUGGCUUGACUCUUUUAGUCCGAUGACAUGUGAUUGGAAAGGGAAUGAAAUUGCAUUUGACUACAAUGGCCAGAGAAUUUCCUUGCAGGGUAUUUUACCUGACAGUUUACCACCAAUUGAGCGGUUGACAGAGGACGAGUUACUGCAGUUGCAAGCGACAAAUGCCAUUUGGGCUAUGGCAGUGAUCACGGCGGAUCCAAAUUUAGGCACAUCUGUAGCAAUACCUACUUCUAUUUCUACUGUCAUUUCAACAUUCAGUGAUGUGUUCAAGGAACCUCACAGCCUUCCACCUCAUCGGUUAUAUGAUCAUGUGAUUGAUUUGGAAGAGGGUGUGCUUCCACCAAACAGUAAACCAUAUAGAUAUUCUCCUCUACAAAAGGAUGAAAUCGAACGGCAAGUUAAGGAGAUGUUGAAAGAUGGAACAAUUGUGCACAGCAUGAGCCCAUUUGCUGCUCCGGUUCUUUUGGUUAAAAAGAAGGAUGGCACAUGGCGUUUCUGUAUCGAUUAUCGACGUCUCAACCUUGCAACCAUUAAAAAUAAAUUUCCAUUGCCAAUUGUGGAUGAGUUAUUGGAUGAGUUGGCUGGUGCUGCAGUGUUUUCCAAGCUGGAUCUGCGAGCUGGUUACCAUCAGAUAAGGAUGAGGGAACAGGAUGAAGCUAAAACAGCUUUUAAAACACAUCACGGCCACUUUCAGUUCAGGGUGAUGCCUUUCGGACUGACGAAUGCUCCGGCAACCUUUCAAUGCUUGAUGAAUGAUAUUUUUGCACAAUACACUCGAAAGUUUGUGAUUGUCUUUUUGGAUGACAUCCUGGUUUACAGUAAGGAUCUGCAAGAACAUGCAACACAUCUGGAGAUAGUUUUACAGUUGCUUCGUAAACACCAGCUGUAUGCAAAAGCAUCCAAGUGUUCAUUUGCUCAAGACAAGAUUGAGUAUCUGGGACAUGUGAUAUCCAAAGAUGGGGUAGCAACAGACAAGGAGAAAACACAAGCAAUGAAAGACUGGCCGAAACCCUUGUCAGCAACGGAAUUAAGAGGGUUCUUGGGACUCACUGGAUACUAUAGGAAAUUUGUUCCUCGCUAUGGCAUUAUUGCCAAGCCAUUAACACAGCUUCUGACCAAGAAGGGGUUUCAAUGGAAUGAUCAAGCACAAGCAGCCUUUGAGCAGUUGAAGUUAGCCAUGGUCAACACGCCGGUUCUGGCACUUCCAAAUUUUGAUCGUCCAUUUUAUAUUGAGACAGACGCCUGUGCCACGGGAGUUGGUGCUGUUCUGGGUCAAGAUGCACAUCCCAUUGCUUAUUUCAGCAAAGCUUUGGGCAUCAAAAAUCAGCAAUUAUCGACAUAUGAAAAGGAAUUCUUAGCGGUGAUGAUGGCAGUUGAUAAAUGGCGCGCUUAUCUGCAGAGGGGUCCUUUUAUUAUCUAUACUGAUCACAAGAGCUUAUGCAACCUUGGGGAUCAGCAGCUAGACACUGAUUUACAGCGCAAAGCCAUGGCUAAACUAGUGGGGUUACAGUUUCGAUUUCAGUACAAAAAGGGCACAGGUAAUAAUGCUGCAGAUGCCUUGUCCCGUGUGGGUCAUCUGCUCACUGCUAAUGCCCUGUCAGUAUGCCAACCAAACUGGGUACAGGAGGUGAUAAACUCUUAUACCACUGAUUCGGAAGCACAAUCUUUGCUUGCCAAGCUCGCCAUUUAUAGUCCCAAUGAGGAAGGGUUCUCCCUGCAUCAGGGUGUUAUUCGUUUCAAGAACAGAAUGUGGAUUGGAAACAAUGCGGCUCUACGUACUAAACUGAUUAGUGCUCUACAUCAGAGUGCUAUUGGAGGUCAUUCAGGAGCCACUGCUACUUACCAGCGACUAAAGAAAUCUUUUGCCUGGACUGGGAUGAAGACGGCCGUCACAGACUUUGUUCAACAGUGUUCUGUGUGUUAGC
Messenger RNA from Lolium perenne, 3750 nucleotides. RefSeq lists its product as uncharacterized. The record is from RefSeq and is a predicted model, not a curated record. NCBI's taxonomy places the organism in Eukaryota, Viridiplantae, Streptophyta, Magnoliopsida, Poales, Poaceae.